Molecule: messenger RNA, 1602 nt
Organism: Colletotrichum karsti
Lineage: Eukaryota; Fungi; Ascomycota; Sordariomycetes; Glomerellales; Glomerellaceae
Product: cytochrome p450 61
Exons: 4
Coding region: 1-1602 (533 amino acids)
Biological process (GO): sterol metabolic process
Molecular function (GO): monooxygenase activity; heme binding; oxidoreductase activity, acting on paired donors, with incorporation or reduction of molecular oxygen
Source: RefSeq, a predicted model, not a curated record
AUGGCUGCUGAAAUUGUCGGCGACACAACGGCUCAGCCCGUAUUAAACCAAACAUGGCUUUCCACCACUUCACAGCUGCAGAGUGCCGUCCCCAACAUCCUCAAAGGCUGGUCGACUUGGCAGUAUGUCGUUACUAUUCUGCUCGGAGCCGUGUUGUAUGAUCAAGUCAUGUACCUCAAGCGUAAAGGUCCUAUCGCCGGGCCAACUUUCAAGAUUCCGAUCAUGGGUCCCUUCCUCCAGGCCAUCCACCCGAAGUUCGAUUCAUACCUGGCGCAAUGGGCGAGCGGGCCUCUGAGUUGUGUAUCUGUAUUUCACAAAUUCGUCGUUCUCGCUUCAGACCGAGACCUCGCCCACAAAGUCUUCAAGUCCCCCAAAUACGCCGAGCCGUGUCUCGUUCCUGUCGCCAGAGAUAUCAUCGGCCACAAAGCCUGGGUCUUCCUCCAAGGAAGAGAGCACGCCGAGUACCGAAGAGGCCUGGCCCCUUUGUUCACCAACAAGGCCAUGGAAACCUACCUUCCGAUCCAAGAGAAGGUGUUGGCUGAUUACUUCGACAAGUUCGUAGCCACCAGCGAGUCGACUGGGGGACGGCCAACGGAGUUCAUGGCUCUAUUCCGCGAGAUCAACUGCGCGAUAUCGUGUCGCACCUUCUUCGGCGACUACAUCUCCCAAGACGCCGUCAAGAAGAUCGCCGACGACUUCUACCUCGCCACCGCCGCCCUCGAGCUCGUCAACAUCCCCCUGUCAAUGUACAUCCCCUUCUCCAAGGUCUGGCGCGGAAAGCGGGUGGCCGACGCCGUACACGCCGAGUUCGCGAAGUGUGCGGAUGCGUGUAAGGCGAACAUGGCCAGCGGCGCCGAACCCAAGUCCGUCGUGGAUCACUGGGUUCUCCACAUGAUGGAAUCCGAGAGAUACAGGGAGAGAGUCGCGGCGGGUGAGACCGAUAUCGAGAAGCCGUCAAACAUGAUCCGCACGUUCACGAGCGACGAAAUCGGGCGGACCCUCUUCACUUUUCUCUUUGCUUCUCAAGACGCCUCCAGCAGCGCGACGACUUGGCUGUUCCAGAUUCUUGCACAGAGGCCUGACGUGCUGGACCGCUUGAGAGAAGAGAAUUUGGCUGCGCGCAACGGCGACAAGAACAAGCCCUUCGACCUCCCCAUGUUGGAGUCGCUCACGUACACGAACGCAGUCAUCAAGGAGCUCCUCCGCCACAGACCUCCUGUCAUCUUCGUUCCCUACCUCGCUACGAGCGACUUUCCAGUCACGCCGAACUACACCGUCCCCAAGGGUUCUAUGAUCAUUCCCUCAUGCUACCCGGCCUUGCACGACCCGGAGGUAUACCCGAACCCUGACCACUUUGACCCGGACCGCUGGAUCUCGGGUGAUGCGGAAUCUAAGACGAAGAAUUGGCUGGUGUUUGGUUCCGGGGCGCAUGAUUGUCUUGCAAGGAGAUAUGUGCCGCUGUCAAUGGCUGGCAUGAUUGGCAAGGCGGCUUUGGAGCUCGACUGGGUGCAUCAUGCUACUGAGAGAUCUGAAGAGAUCAGGGUGUUUGCGACCCUGUUUCCAAUGGAUGAAUGCCCACUUGUUUUCACCAAGCGGCCUUAA